Messenger RNA from Panthera uncia (snow leopard), 5238 nucleotides. Its product is annotated as zinc finger protein 501-like. NCBI's taxonomy places the organism in Eukaryota, Metazoa, Chordata, Mammalia, Carnivora, Felidae. Gene Ontology annotation, molecular function: DNA-binding transcription factor activity, RNA polymerase II-specific; RNA polymerase II cis-regulatory region sequence-specific DNA binding. The transcript is spliced from 5 exons. The record is from RefSeq and is a predicted model, not a curated record. The coding region runs from base 397 to 1869 and encodes 490 amino acids. Gene Ontology annotation, biological process: regulation of transcription by RNA polymerase II.
CCCCCCCCCCCCGAGGGCAGGCACCGAUGUCCCCCGAGCCCUCUGGGAAGUGGAGUCCUUCCGCCGGGACCCCCGACCUGGUGCGGUCGCCUCCAAGUGCGCAGAUGCGACUCCAGACGGAGCCUCAGGCUCGAGCCUUUUGUUCCCCCACAGCUCCGUGUGUCCGCAAAGCGACUCCGUCCUCCCCUCCGUCUUUCCCAGAGCGCAGCCCGGCGGGGACCCGCCUUGUGGCCGGAGCCGAGUGGGCAGCGCGUCCAAGGAACUUCAGAGUAGAGUUGAAUGAUUUUCACAAAGAAGCAGAUUAUGUAUUGUUGGAAAGUCCAUGUUUAUCUCAUCUGAAACAGCGAAUAAAGGAGAAAUCAUAGCAAUAACAGGACAAAAAAAGAGAAUCUAAUCAUGGAUUAUCUGACCAUUGAAGCUGAGGAAGAAGUCCUUCCAGCCAUUACUACCGAGGAUGCUUCUCUGCCCCAAAAACAGAACACGGAAGAAAUGGAACCCACUGUUGAGCUCCUUCCUGUUGAGUUCCAGGAAUUGGUGACAGUCAAGGAUGAGGAAAUGGACUUCAGUCAUGUGGAAGAAGAAGAGCUGAAUUCUGCCCAAAGGUACAUGGGCAUUGAUAUGAAAGUGGAGAGUUGUGGGAGCCUGGUAUUUUGGGAUUCCGAAUCUAUACCUGAAACUAAAGAAUCUUUUUCAAAGCAAGAACUUUAUGAAGAAGUGUCCUCCGAAAGAGAGCUGAUAAUAGAAAGACUUAAAAAGGUUGAGGCCUGGGACUCCAGAUUGAUAGAAGCCUGGCAAUGUGAAGGCACAUUAGAAAGGCAGCAAGGAAACCAGAAGGAAAAUUUAAGGGAAGCCAUAAUUAAACACAACAAAACCACUGUGGAGGAUUGUAAUGAAAUUGGGGAAAGUUCAAACCCAAUCAAACAUCGAAAUAUUUACUCAGUGAAAAAGCCUUGGAAAUGCAAUGAAUGUGGGAAGUUCUUCAGUUACUACUCAGCCUUUAUCCUACAUCAGAGAAUUCAUACUGGAGAGAAGCCUUAUGCAUGUACUGAGUGUGGAAAGGCCUUCAGUCGGAGCUCAUCACUUAUUCAGCAUCAGAGAAUUCACACGGGAGAAAAACCUUACGAGUGUAACAAAUGUGGGAAAGCCUUCAGUCAUCGGUCAGCCCUCAUUCAGCAUCAUAUCAUUCACACUGGAGAAAAGCCCUAUGAGUGCAAUGAAUGUGGGAAAGCCUUCAACCAAAGCACAUACCUUAUUCAACACCACAGAAUCCAUACUGGAGAGAAACCCUAUAAAUGCAAGGAAUGUGGGAAAGCUUUCAAUGAUACCUCAUCCCUAAUUAAACAUCAAAGAGUUCAUACUGGAGAAAAACCUUAUGGAUGUAAAGAAUGUGGGAAAGCCUUUAGUGACAGGUCGGGCCUCACUCAACAUCAGAGAACUCAUACAGGGGAAAAGCCAUAUGAAUGCAGUGAAUGUGGGAAAGCUUUCAGCUACUGUUCAGCUCUUAUUCAACAUCAAGGAACCCAUACUGGGGAGAAACCUUACAAAUGUAACGAAUGUGGGAAAGCCUUCAGUGACCGCUCAGCUCUCAUAAGACACCAAAGAAUUCAUACUGGGGAGAAACCUUACAAAUGUAAAGAAUGUGAGAAAGCCUUCAGCCAGAGCUCAUCUCUUACAAAGCAUCUGAGAACUCAUACUGGAGAGAAACCAUAUAAAUGCAGUGGUUGUGAAAAAGCCUUCAGUCAGAGUUCAUCUCUUAUUCAACAUCAGAAAACCCAUUCAGGAGAAAAACACUACAGAUGUAAGAAAUGUGAGAAAACCUUCAGUGUGCGUUCAGCCUUUUAUCAACAUAAAGAAAUUCAUGAUGAAUAGAAUGCAGUAAAUUCAUGAAAUAGUUAUGUAUUCUUGGGGCACCCAGCUGGCUCAAUAAGGCUGGCUCAAUGCAAUUCUUGAUAUUGGGGUCAUGAGUUCGAGUCCCAUGUUGGGCAGAGUUUACUUAAAAAAAGAAAAAAGAGGGGCACCUGGGUGGCUCAGUCGGUUAAGCAUCCGACUUCAGCUCAGGUCAUGAUCUUGCACUCCAUGAGAUUAAGCCCUACAUCAGCUCAGAGCCUAGAGCUUGCUUCAGAUUCUGUGUCUCCCUCUCUCUCUGCCCCUUUCCCGCUGGCACUCUUUCUCUCUUAAAAGUAAACAUUAAAAAAAGAAAAAGAAUUAUGUAUUCUCUACUGAUCAUGUAGACCUGUGUUCUAAAUAUUACAGGGUACUACAAAAAUGUAUGAGGCUGCAUCAUGCAAAAAAUAGCUCUCUUCCUUGAAAUGAUAUUAGGUAUGGGAAGAGGACAAGAGGUAUAGUAACAGAACCCAAGAAGCUGAAGAGUGGAGAAUUCCUAGGGGAGCACAGAAGGAGAAGUUCUGGUUAAGUCAGAGAAAAGAGAGUCAGGAGCUAAGCAUCUAAUAUCAGUAGAAAAACUAAUCCAAGCAGCAGACUUAACAGUACUCGAGGCUGAUGGCUCUCUAAAUAGUAGUUUCAACCUGAAGCCAAGUGUGGAGGAUCAGGAUCCCAAAGAGGAAUAUCACCAGGAUGUUUCUCUAGGAAAAAAAAGAGGAAGAAAAAUAUCUAAGCCUAGGAAAUCCUCCUUUUCUCUGUCCCUGCACUCCACUUGUUCACUUGAACAUUUGCAAACAUUUACACCAUUGCUUAUUAAUCCCGGGUGUACACUGAAAUCAUCUGAAAAAUACCUGGGUCUCAGUCCUAGAGAUUCUGAUUAAAUUUGGCCUGGGGUGUAGCCUGGGCAUCAGGAAUUUAAAAACUCCUCAGGUAGUUCCAAUAUGCAGCCAAGAUUAAGAACCACUGAUCUAGGCUCUUAGUGCACAAGGAUCAAGUCAAUAAGGAAGGAUAAUAACAACCCACGUUCAUUCUCGGGAGCGCUCUGUGUCCUUGUUUCUGCCUUUUCUUUCUCUUGCCAAUGAUAUAAUGUCAUCUUUUCUUUUACCUGACAUUGGAUCCUUUUGUUUGGUCCUUUUCUGUUUUCUCUGACUUUGUGUAAAUUGAGCUGCCUGAUCCUAACUUCUGCUCUGGCCCCUUACCCUUGCUAAAUGUGCUCUUUUAAGCCUGCUUAAAGCUUUCUCAACCUCUUCUGCCCACAAGGAUCAUAUAUUGUGCUUGCUACCCAUGGCCCGAUGGUGGCAAAUAUUAACCAUAAGAAACAAGAGGAGAACCUAAAGACCAAAAUCAGGAGUGGAGACAGGGUGACUGGAAGGGAACUUCAAAGGGUUAAACUUUUGACUCCAACUGUAUAGUUUGUAUCUUAGAAUUUCCUGAAACUACAAUAAAAUUUAGUUGUGUGCACGAAUUAAUACUGAACUUCAAGGGAUGUAGGUGGAAGGAAAGGUAAAUAAAAAGUGUUUCUACAUUUAGUAUGACAAACAGUAGUAAUGCUAAAGAGAUUACGAGAAAUUACAGAUGAUACUGUAACCCUAAAGAAUACCCAUUAAAUAAUAAUGCAAGUAGAGGAAUUAAAUCACAUAUUAAAAAAUGUUUAACCCUAGGGGGUGCCUGCUGGCUUAGUCAGGGAGCAUGCGACUCUUGGGGUUGUGAGUUUGAGUCCUACACUGGGUGUAGAGAUUACCUAAAUAAAUAAAACUUAAAAUGUUUAACCCAGAAGAAGGCAGGAAAGGAGGAAGAGAGACACAGAACAAAUUGUAAACAGGCAGCAAAGUGGGAGACCUAAGUUCAGAUCAGCAAUUGCAUUAUACAUAAAAGAAACACUCCAAAUAAAACUGACAGGUUGUCAGACUGAAUAAAGAAUGACCCAACUAUAUCUAAAAGAGGAACACUUUAAAUACAGAAACACAGGUGAACAUUCAAGAGAUAAAGAUACACAAUGAAGACACUAAUCAUAAGAAAGCUGGAUAUGUUAAUAUCACAUAUAAUAGAAUUCAAGAAGGUAUCAUCAUAAACAGAGGACAUUUUAUAAUGAUAAAAUGGUCAAUUCAUCAAGGUUGGUAAAUCUUAUAAUGUGUAACUAUGUUACAGAUGUGGCAUGUUAAUAUUAUAAAUAAGAUCAUUUUAAGUUUACUAAUGUAAUACGUGCCUAAUAUCAGGGCUUCCAAAAUCACAAAGUAAAAACUGACAGAACUAAAUUUUAAGAAAGAACAAUCCACAAUUUUAUAAUUGGAAAUUAUAACACUCCAUUCUCAGCAGCUGAUAGAAUAUCUAGACAACAAACAUUAAAGAUUUAGAAGAGCUGAACAAUAUGUCUAUAUUGUCUACCGUCUUGAAUUGAAUGGCAUAUAUGCUUUAUAGAACACACAAGGAACAUGCAGUAACUUCAGAGUGCACAUUCCCUUCAAGUGCACAUGAAAUGUUCAAGUUAGAUUGUACACUGGGCCUUAGAGCAAGGCUCAGUAAAUUUAAAGGACUUAGAAUAUUCUCUACUACAUUUGAUGAAAGUAGAGAUCAAUAAAAAUAAGAGGAGGGGUGGGGCGCCUGGGUGGCUCAGUCAGUUAAGUAUUCGACUUCACCUCAGGUCAUGAUCUCACGGUCUGUGAGUUCGAGACCCGCGUUGGGUUCUGUGCUGACAGCUCGGAGCCUGGAGCCUGCUUCGGAUUCUGUGUCUCCCUCUCUCUCUGCCCCUCCCCUGCUCCUGCUCUGUCUCUCUCUGUCUCAAAAAUAAAUUUAAAAAAAUCAGCAACAACAACAAAAAAAUAGGAGGGGGGCCUGGGUGGCUCAGUGGGUUAAGCAUCCAACUUUGGCUCAGGUCAUGAUGUCACAGUUUGUGGGUUUGAGCCCUGCAUCGGGCUCUGUGCUGACAGCUCAGAGCCUGGAGCCUGCUUUGGAUUCUGUGUCUCCUCUCUCUUCCCCUCCCCAACCUGUGCUCUGUCUCUCUCUGUCUUUCAAAAAUAAAUAAAUGUUACCAAAAAAAAAAAAAAAAAAAAAAGGUUGAGGGGCAUCUGGGUGGCUCAGUGAGUUAAGCCUCUGACUCUUGACCUCAGCUCAGGUCAUAAUCUCACUGUUUGUGAGUUCCAGCCCCGCAUCGCAUUCUGCAUUGAUUGCGCAGAGCCUGCUUGGGAUUCUGUCUCCCUUUCUCUCUAACCCUUGCCCGCUUGUGCUCUCCCUCUCUCAAAUAAUAAACUUAAAAAAAAAAAAAAAGUUGAAAGUCCAUCAUCUCAGUUUCCACUGAAAGACUAAAAGUGGAAGCAAAUUUAAACACAAAGUAAAAGAAAAUAUAUGAUAAAGAGAAGA